Molecule: messenger RNA, 3847 nt
Organism: Arabidopsis arenosa
Lineage: Eukaryota; Viridiplantae; Streptophyta; Magnoliopsida; Brassicales; Brassicaceae
Source: the annotation of a GenBank genome assembly
CAAAAUCAAACAUCAUUGAAUGUUAAACAAUAAACAGAGAGGCAAAACAAAUCAUAGUGUUUCUAAUCCCUGAAAUAAUCCCACUUCUUCUAUCCUCCUCAUUUCUGUUUCUGGGUUUUAAUCGAUCUCGCUCCUUUCUCAUCCUUCCGUCUGAAUUACGGUCUGAAAUCGCUGGACAGUUUUGAGCUUUGUAACAACGCAAAGGCGAGUUCUUGUUUCUCUGUUUGCUUUUUCUCCGUCACGGAAUCCUCUUCUCUAGGAACAAUCAGUUUCUAUUUACAGAUUCACCUGUCAGGUCUCUGAGAUUUGUCUUUUUGCAAAUUUCUCUUUUCUCAGAUCCAUUGACCUCAUCCACAUACAUAAAGUUUAGGUCUUUUCAAAAGGGUCUAGUUCUUGUCCAGUUGUGUAAAAUUCUGGGGUUUAGCCGAAUUUCACCAUCUUUGAAGACCAUGAGAGGCGUCUUCAUCGUCUUCGUAACGUGUCUGGUUUUCUUACCGGAUCCUCUACUUGCCGGUGUAGCGUCCAUCGGGAAAAUCAUUCCAGGUUUUGGAGGAUCUCAGAUGAAUUACAUCAACAACGACGGUAUCUUCCUCGAAUCCAAUAACUCAGACUUCGGCUUCGGUUUCGUAACUACACAAGAUUCCGUUACUCUGUUCACACUCAGCAUCAUCCACAAGAGCAGCACCAAACUGAUCUGGUCGGCGAACAGAGCUUCCCCUGUUUCCAAUUCCGACAAGCUUGUGUUCGAAGACAACGGAAAUGUGGUGCUGCGUAGAGAAGACGGAGGAACUGAGGUUUGGAGAUUGGAUAAUUCAGGCAAAAAUGCUUCAAGAAUGGAGCUGCGUGACUCUGGGAAUCUCGUUGUUGUUUCUGUUGAUGGAACUUCGAUCUGGGAGAGUUUUGAUCAUCCGACAGAUACUUUGAUUACAAAUCAAGCUUUUAAAGAAGGCAUGAAGCUCACUAGCAGUCCUUCUUCGAGCAACAUGACUUAUGCUCUUGAGAUCAAAUCAGGAGAUAUGGUAUUAUCUGUUAACAGCUUGACCCCUCAAGUGUAUUGGUCAAUGGGAAAUUCCAGAGAGAAGAUCAUCAACAAAGAUGGCGGCGUAGUGACUUCAUCGUCUCUCCUUGGGAAUUCAUGGCGGUUCUUUGAUCAGAAACAGGUUUUGUUAUGGCAGUUUGUAUUUUCAGACAAUAAAGAUGAUAACACAACUUGGAUCGCUGUUUUGGGAAACAACGGUGUGAUCUCUUUUUCUAAUCUUGGAAGCGGGACAUCUGCUGCUGAUUCUUCGACUAAAAUCCCGAGCGAUCUGUGCGGAACACCUGAGCCUUGCGGGCCUUACUAUGUCUGCUCGGGUUCUAAAGUAUGUGGAUGUGUGUCCGGGUUGUCUCGGGCUCGGUCUGAUUGCAAAACCGGGGUCACUUCUCCCUGUAAGAAAACCAAGGAUAAUGCAACAUUGCCUUUGCAGCUCGUAAAUGCUGGAGACGGUGUAGAUUAUUUCGCUCUCGGGUUUGCUCCUCCCUUCUCCAAGAAAACCGAUCUUGAUAGCUGUAAAGAGUUCUGCAACAACAAUUGCUCGUGCCUUGGUCUGUUCUUCCAGAACAGUUCUGGUAAUUGCUUCUUGUUUGAUUGGGUUGGAAGCUUUAAAACCUCUGGCAAUGGAGGCUCUGGGUUUGUGUCUUACAUCAAGAUCGCAAGUACUAGUUCUGGAGGUGGAGAUAACGGAGAAGAUGAUGGGAAACAUUUUCCUUAUAUAGUGAUUAUUAUCGUGGUGACAAUUUUUAUCAUCGCUGUUUUGAUCUUUGUGGCCUUCCGGAUUCAUAAGAGAAAGAAAAUGAUCUUGGAGGCUCCUCAAGAGAGUUCAGAAGAGGAUAAUUUCUUGGAGAAUUUAUCCGGGAUGCCUAUCCGGUUCGCGUACAAAGAUCUUCAGUCAGCGACGAAUAACUUCUCGGUGAAGUUAGGUCAAGGAGGGUUUGGAUCGGUCUAUGAAGGUACUUUACCAGAUGGUUCUCGUUUGGCUGUGAAGAAACUUGAAGGAAUCGGUCAAGGAAAGAAAGAAUUCAGAGCCGAGGUUAGUAUAAUCGGAAGCAUUCAUCAUCUGCAUUUGGUGCGGCUCAGAGGAUUCUGUGCAGAAGGGGCUCAUAGGCUUCUCGCGUACGAGUUCUUAUCCAAAGGUUCGUUGGAGAGAUGGAUAUUUAGGAAAAAGGAUGGCGAUGUUCUGCUAGAUUGGGACACAAGAUUUAACAUCGCACUCGGAACAGCCAAAGGAGGAAGAAAGAACUAUGAUCCAUCAGAAACUUCGGAGAAAUGCCAUUUUCCUUCCUUUGCUUUCAAGAAGAUGGAAGAGGGGAAGCUUAUGGAUAUUGUCGAUGGGAAGAUGAAGAAUGUUGAUGUGAAUGACGAAAGGGUUCAAAGGGCAAUGAAAACUGCGCUUUGGUGUAUACAAGAAGAUAUGCAAACGAGACCCUCGAUGAGCAAAGUUGUUCAAAUGCUUGAAGGUGUUUUUCCGGUGGUUCAGCCACCAAGUUCUUCCACUAUGGGAUCGAGACUUUACUCAAGCUUCUUUAAGUCCAUCAGCGAGGACGGCGGUGCUACUACGUCAUCUGGACCAUCAGAUUGUAACAGUGAGAAUUAUCUCUCGGCCUGGGUAGACAAUAGAAACUCCCGGUACAUAAAUUUCAUCUGGGUCUCGGAGACUCUCGUCCCACCGUUAAAGAUGACGACGACGACUGCUUCUCUUUUGAAGACUUGUCUUUUUGGGUGCGACUCGUCUUCUUCUUUCAAAUUCAAAUGCAAAUUCGAAUCUCCCGCGAAAACGCGAUUGCUCUCUCCGGCGACCGGGAAACAUGUUGUCAGAUCGUUAAGAGCCUGGCGUAUUCGUUGUAUCUCCGAUGAUCCUGGUUCGAGUAAUGUUUUCGUAUCCAGUAGAAGAAAAAUGGUAGCCUUGUUGUCGACGGUGCAGCUUCUGUCUCAUUUGCUUCCGCCAAACGGGAACGCAGCUGAGAUUUAUCCGGUGAUGCAAAACGAAAUAAGGAAAGUGGUGACAAAGGGUAAAGCUGCUGGUGUGCUUCGUUUAGUGUUUCAUGAUGCUGGAACCUUUGAACUGGACGAUCAUUCUGGUGGCAUCAACGGGUCUAUUGCUUAUGAACUCGAGAGACCUGAAAACACAGGUUUGAAGAAAUCCUUAAAGGUUCUAGCGAAAGCAAAGAUUAAGGUUGAUGAGAUACAACCAGUGUCUUGGGCGGAUAUGAUCUCUGUCGCUGGGUCUGAAGCAGUUUCAAUAUGUGGCGGCCCAACAAUUCCAGUAGUUUUGGGAAGACUUGAUUCAGCGCAACCUGAUCCAGAAGGCAAGCUACCUCCAGAAACCCUGAGUGCCUCGGGUUUGAAAGAAUGCUUCAAAAGAAAAGGAUUUUCGACCCAGGAGCUUGUUGCUUUGUCUGGGGCACAUACGCUAGGUAGUAAAGGCUUUGGAGAUCCGACAGUGUUUGACAAUGCAUACUACAAAAUCCUUCUUCAAAAACCAUGGACAUCAACUUCCAAAAUGACCAGCAUGGUCGGGCUUCCUUCGGAUCAUGCCUUAGUGGAGGAUGAUGAGUGCUUAAGGUGGGUGAAACGAUAUGCAGAAGACCAAGACAAGUUCUUCGAAGACUUCAACAAUGCUUAUAUCAAACUAGUUAAUUCUGGGGCCAAAUGGAAUAAGUUAUGAUGUCUAGUUUUAUCUUUUGUUAGCUCAUAAGUGUUUCAAACAUGCCUGAAUAAUUUGGGUAGUAAUACUUAAUUGCUAGUAAGUAAAAAGUUUCUCUGCCAACUACUACAAAACUAAGCAUCAAAUAUACUCAGAAAUUUACU